This is a messenger RNA of Patella vulgata (common limpet), 9772 nucleotides long. Its product is annotated as protocadherin gamma-B7. Lineage: Eukaryota; Metazoa; Mollusca; Gastropoda; Patellidae. The coding region runs from base 256 to 7632 and encodes 2458 amino acids. Gene Ontology annotation, biological process: regulation of apoptotic process; homophilic cell-cell adhesion. Gene Ontology annotation, molecular function: protein binding; calcium ion binding. Gene Ontology annotation, cellular component: plasma membrane. The record is from RefSeq and is a predicted model, not a curated record. The transcript has 7 exons.
ACCGAAUGAAUUACGCUUCGAUGACGUAUAUGGCGUCACGUGAUGAGGUGUGUCUCUCUUAAACAUAAAUGCGGAAGGUAAUAAUUUGGUAGAAGAUUGGUUGCUUGAGGUUUUAAUUAGGAAUUAAACUGUUUCAGCUAAUUAACACCGUGUAAAAUGAGACAUAAAAAAAGAAAGAUAUGGUCAAACACGAUUAUUUUACAAUAACUGAUGAGAUGACAGUUAAAUAGUUAAAAUAAAAUAAACUCCAACAAAAUGCCGUGUGAAACAGGCAGACUUCCUGAAGAACAAUAUAAAAAGAUUCAGUCCAAUUAUACUGAACUAGUAGCAGACAUUAAAUAUGAUCCUAUGGGUCUUGCUCGUUCAUUAUUUAAAUACGAAGUCUUCGUUGAUGAUGAUCUGGAGAAAAUAACGAAGGAAGAACGACGUUACGAUGGCGGUAAAAAAGACGCAGCAGCUAAGCUGUUGGAUAUUGUGUUAAACUCUGGUACAAUGGCUUAUAAUAAAUUUAUAAACGCUCUCUACGACGAGAAAUAUUUUAAUGCUUUAUUCCGGCUGGAACCAGGUUUCAAGAGAGCCGAGGAGGAUUCGACAAUAUCUGAUAGACUGUUUAAUGAAUCUUUGAGAAGGGGAACUCUCAGCGGUAUCCCUCCAAUACAAGAAAAUAUAAGAACAUGCACAUAUUUAGACAAGAAAAAUGAAGAUAGUCCACGAUUGAGAACGAAGAAAGAUACCACCAUGACUAUCCUUCAAGAUGUGAUCAAGAAGAAUUCUGUAAAGACCCGUGCAUUUGAAGAAGGUUUGAAUAUAUUAAACAACCACUUCAUAUUGGGUAUAAUAGGAGCAGCGGGCGAUGGUAAGACAACACUUUCAAGUAUGAUUGCCUACCAGUUUAUUCAGGACAACCAACAGUAUAUACCAUUAAUGAUUAACGAGCUAGAUGAUUUAAAUUACGUUACCUUUAAUAAUGAUGAUGAUAAAUAUAUAUUUAUAAUCGAUGACAUGUACGGAAAAUUUAAUAAAUUAAAGGAACGCAUAGACAAAUGGCCUAACCAGUUUGAACAUUUUCGAAUUCGAAAAGAAAAGGGUCAGUUAGCCCUCAUAUAUAUUAUGAGAGAUUACAUUUAUAAUUCUUCAAAAUAUCAGUUGGAUAAAUAUGGGUUAUUCUCUGAAAACACUACAAAAAUAUUUCUCCACAUAGGGGAGUUUUCUCUUAACGACGAAGAGAGAAAACGAUUUUUAAAAUUUUAUAACAUUUCUUCCGACACAAUUAUUUCCAAAAUCGAGGGUUGUUUCGGCUUUCCAGCUAUUUCAAGUGUGUGUAGUAAACUUAAAGCUGACAGUUUGCCAAUCAAUUUAGGAAGCUCGCACGAAUUCUUGCUUACUGAAUUAAACACGUUUUGGAACGAAAAUAAAGACAUAUAUUCCACAUUACUGGUGGUUUUUUGUCUGCAUACUGUUAGGGAAGAAGAUUUAAAACUGGAAUCUCCGAAAGGCGUCCGAGAGCUUACAAAGAAAAUUACUGAAAAUGUUUACAACAGUUUUCAUCUUAAUAUUGCCAAAGAGAAUGUCAAUGAACUCGCAGAAACUUUUAUCAAACUUGUUGAAAGAAACUACCUGUUGAGAGAGUUUGUGGAGGCUCCAUUUUUUUGUCACUUUUCUGAGAAAUGUAUGGAUAUGGCUCUAGAAUAUUGCUCCUUUGAAUUGCUAAUGGCAUUAACCAAAACGACAGGGCAACCAGAGAACCAGUUUAUUAUUAUUCAUGAAAGAUAUUAUGAUUACUUUUCAUUGCGUUGUUUAAAAGAAUUAAAAGCGAAAAACACUGGUAUUUUUCAACACCCAGCUUUUCUUGACAAUAAUUUUUUGACCGAUUUUCUUACUAAGGAUGAUGUGAAAGUUUUGCUGUCUGACAUCAAAACGAUCAGUUUAGGAGAAAUACAAGGUAGUGAAGAAUGUGGAAAUUUUGUCCAUUACAUUUCUCUUUAUGGUGAUCUUGAGUGCCUUACAACUGUACUCGAGAAUUUAAAAGAACAUCUGUUGAAUAAGGACAAAACUAACAUGAACUGGGAUGUAAUGGGUCUCGCUGCUAUUUCGAUGAUUGAACCAAUUGAAAAACUAACGUUUUUACGGGAACGUAACUAUGGUGACAUUGUUACUUUACCUCACCUUGCUGUUUAUUCUGGUAGAUUUGAUAUUGUUCAGUACGUAGCUAGUUUUACAGUAUUUGAUCCUAGGUCUCUUGAUAACAAAUCUAGAACAAUUCUUCACAAUGCUUGUGAUUCUAAUUAUGAUGUUGUUGAAAUUAUUGAUUUUCUGGUAGAAAAAGGAUUUGACAUAAAUGCACAAGAUGGCGAUGGUUCUACCCCACUCCAUCUUGCUGUUGGGCGAGGCAAAAAGCAAAAUGUAUCAAUCUUAAUUAUGAGGGGUGCCUCUGUCCGUGUUCUAGAUAAUAAUGGCAGAGCACCCGCUCACGUAAUUUGCACCGUCGAUGAUGGGAGAAAUGACGUCGAUGCUUCAGGUAUCCUUAAUCAAUUAAUUGAAGCCGGAUCGCCGGUCAAUUCUACUGAUAAGCGUGAGCGAACACCGUUACUAGAGGCGUUCUGUAAUGUGAACAGGAAAUGUAUUCGGUAUCUAUUAACAAAUCAGACAAUGAUGGUUGAUACAGCAGACGAAAUCAAUCAGUUUAUUAUGUACGCAGCAUCCCAGUUAUCAGAUACUACAUUAUUCCGAUCUAUCCUCGAUGUCCCAAAAUAUAUCAAUACAAUGACUUUAUUUCGUUGUUGCCAGUCACUUGAAAACUUGAAGGCGUUGCGUUCUGUAGGUGUCGAUUUUCAUGUUGUAAAUGAUGCAAAAUGUAGUUUACUACACGAAAGUUGCAGAAACGGUACCAUCGAGACUGUUAAGUUUUUGAUUAAUGAAGUAGGAUUAAAUAUUAAUGAUCGAAACAUUAAUGGACAAACGCCUGCAACAUAUUGUUGUUUCUCUAAGAUAAAUCCUGUCGAAAAACUGAAGUUUUUAUCAUUAAAGGGGGCUAACCUAGGUGCAGUAGAUAACAAUAACUGUAGUUUACUACAGAUCAGUUGUAGUCAAGGUAUCAUCGAGACGGUAAAAUAUUUAGUUAAUGAAAUCGGGUUAUGUGUAAACCAUAAAGAUAUAAAUGGUAUGACACCUGCAAUGUACAGUGCUGUAUCUAACAUAAAUCCUCUCGACAAAUUGACGUUUUUAUCAUUAAAGGGGGCUAACCUAGAUAUAGUAAAUAACAAUAACUGUAGUUUACUACAUCUCAGUUGUAGUCAUGGUAUCAUCGAGACGGUAAAAUAUUUAGUUAAUGAAAUCAAAUUAAAUGUAAACCAUAAAGAUGUAAAUGGUUGUACACCUGCAAUGGAUUGUACUGCAUCUAACAUAAAUCCUGUUGAUAAACUUAAGUUUUUAUCAUUAAAGGGGGCUAACCUAGAUGUAGUAAAUAACAAUAACUGUAGUUUACUACAGAUCAGUUGUGGACAAGGUAUCAUCGAGACGGUAAAAUAUUUAGUUAAUGAAAUCGAAUUAAAUGUAAACCAUAAAGAUGUAAAUGGUGUCACACCUGCAAUGGAUUGUACUGUAUCUAACAUAAAUCCUGUUGAUAAACUUAAGUUUUUAUCAUUAAAGGGGGCUAACCUAGAUGUAGUAGAUAACAAUAACUGUAGUUUACUACAGAUCAGUUGUAGUCAAGGUAUCAUCGAGACGGUAAAAUAUUUAGUUAAUGAAAUCGGGUUAUGUGUAAACCAUAAAGAUAUUAAAGGUAAAACACCUGCAAUGGAUUGUACUGUAUCUAACAUAAAUCCUGUUGAUAAACUUAAGUUUUUAUCAUUAAAGGGGGCUAACCUAGAUGUAGUAGAUAACAAUAACUGUAGUUUACUACAGAUCAGUUGUAGACAAGGUAUCAUCGAGACGGUAAAAUAUUUAGUUAAUGAAAUCAAAUUAAAUGUAAACCAUAAAGAUAUUAAAGGUAACACACCUGCAAUGGCUUGUACUGUAUCUAACAUAAAUCCUGUUGAUAAACUUAAGUUUUUAUCAUUAAAGGGGGCUAACCUAGAUGUAGUAGAUAACAAUAACUGUAGUUUACUACAGAUCAGUUGUAGUCAAGGUAUCAUCGAGACGGUAAAAUAUUUAGUUAAUGAAAUCAAAUUAAAUGUAAACCAUAAAGAUAUAAAUGGUAUAACACCUGCUAUGUAUUGUGGGAUUUCUAACAUAAAUCCUGUUGAUAAACUUAAGUUUUUAUCAUUAAAGGGGGCUAACCUAGAUGUAGUAAAUAACAAUAACCGUAGUUUACUACAUCUCAGUUGUAGUCAAGGUAUCAUCGAGACGGUAAAAUAUUUAGUUAAUGAAAUCGAAUUAAAUGUAAACCAUAAAGAUAUAAAUGGUAUAACACCUGCUAUGUAUUGUGGGAUUUCUAACAUAAAUCCUGUUGAUAAACUUAAGUUUUUAUCAUUAAAGGGGGCUAACCUAGAUGUAGUAAAUAACAAUAACCGUAGUUUACUACAUCUCAGUUGUAGUCAAGGUAUCAUCGAGACGGUAAAAUAUUUAGUUAAUGAAAUCGAAUUAAAUGUAAACCAUAAAGAUAUAAAUGGUAUAACACCUGCUAUGUGUUGUGGGAUUUCGGAGCUAAAUCCUGUCGACAAAUUGACGUUUUUAUCAUUAAAGGGGGCUAACCUAGAUGUAGUAGAUAACAAUAACUGUAGUUUACUACAUCUCAGUUGUAGUCAAGGUAUCAUCGAGACGGUAAAAUAUUUAGUUAAUGAAAUCGAAUUAAAUGUAAACCAUAAAGAUAUAAAUGGUAUAACACCUGCUAUGUAUUGUGGGAUUUCUAACAUAAAUCCUGUUGAUAAACUUAAGUUUUUAUCAUUAAAGGGGGCUAACCUAGAUGUAGUAAAUAACAAUAACCGUAGUUUACUACAUCUCAGUUGUAGUCAAGGUAUCAUCGAGACGGUAAAAUAUUUAGUUAAUGAAAUCGAAUUAAAUGUAAACCAUAAAGAUAUAAAUGGUAUAACACCUGCUAUGUGUUGUGGGAUUUCGGAGCUAAAUCCUGUCGACAAAUUGACGUUUUUAUCAUUAAAGGGGGCUAACCUAGAUGUAGUAGAUAACAAUAACUGUAGUUUACUACAGAUCAGUUGUAGUCAAGGUAUCAUCGAGACGGUAAAAUAUUUAGUUAAUGAAAUCGAAUUAAAUGUAAACCAUAAAGAUAUAAAUGGUAUAACACCUGCAAUGGAUUGUGGGAUUUCGGAUCUAAAUCCUGUCGACAAAUUGACGUUUUUAUCAUUAAAGGGGGCUAACCUAGAUGUAGUAGAUAACAAUAACUGUAGUUUACUACAGAUCAGUUGUAGUCAAGGUAUCAUCGAGACGGUAAAAUAUUUAGUUAAUGAAAUCGAAUUAAAUGUAAACCAUAAAGAUAUAAAUGGUAUAACACCUGCUAUGUAUUGUGGGUUUUCGGAGAUAAAUCCUGUCGACAAAUUGACGUUUUUAUCAUUAAAGGGGGCUAACCUAGAUGUAGUAGAUAACAAUAACUGUAGUUUACUACAGAUCAGUUGUAGACAAGGUAUCAUCGAGACGGUAAAAUAUUUAGUUAAUGAAAUCAAAUUAAAUGUAAACCAUAAAGAUAUUAAAGGUGACACACCUGCAAUGUAUUGUACUGUAUCUAACAUAAAUCCUGUUGAUAAACUUAAGUUUUUAUCAUUAAAGGGGGCUAACCUAGAUGUAGUAGAUAACAAUAACUGUAGUUUACUACAGAUCAGUUGUAGACAAGGUAUCAUCGAGACGGUAAAAUAUUUAGUUAAUGAAAUCAAAUUAAAUGUAAACCAUAAAGAUAUUAAAGGUGACACACCUGCAAUGGAUUGUACUGUAUCUAACAUAAAUCCUGUUGAUAAACUUAAGUUUUUAUCAUUAAAGGGGGCUAACCUAGAUGUAGUAGAUAACAAUAACUGUAGUUUACUACAGAUCAGUUGUAGUCAAGGUAUCAUCGAGACGGUAAAAUAUUUAGUUAAUGAAAUCGAAUUAAAUGUAAACCAUAAAGAUAUAAAUGGUAUAACACCUGCUAUGUGUUGUGGGAUUUCGGAUCUAAAUCCUGUCGACAAAUUGACGUUUUUAUCAUUAAAGGGGGCUAACCUAGAUGUAGUAGAUAACAAUAACUGUAGUUUACUACAUCUCAGUUGUAGUCAAGGUAUCAUCGAGACGGUAAAAUAUUUAGUUAAUGAAAUCAAAUUAAAUGUAAACCAUAAAGAUAUUAAAGGUGACACACCUGCAAUGGAUUGUACUGUAUCUAACAUAAAUCCUGUUGAUAAACUUAAGUUUUUAUCAUUAAAGGGGGCUAACCUAGAUGUAGUAGAUAACAAUAACCGUAGUUUACUACAUCUCAGUUGUAGUCAAGGUAUCAUCGAGACGGUAAAAUAUUUAGUUAAUGAAAUCGAAUUAAAUGUAAACCAUAAAGAUAUAAAUGGUAUAACACCUGCUAUGUGUUGUGGGAUUUCGGAGCUAAAUCCUGUCGACAAAUUGACGUUUUUAUUAUUAAAGGGAUGUAAAUUAGAUGUAGUAGAUAACAAUAAACGUAGUUUACUACAGAUCAGUUGUAGACAAGGUAUCACUGAGGCGGUAAAAUAUUUAGUUAAUGAAAUCAAAUUAAAUGUAAACCAUAAAGAUAUUGAAGGUGUCACACCUACAAUGGAUUGUACUAUAUCUAACAUAAAUCCUGUCGACAAACUUACGUUUUUAUUAUCAAAGGGGGCUAACAUAGGUGCAGUAGAUGGGGCUAACCUUAGUUUACUACAGAUCAGUUGUAGUCAAGGUAUCAUCGAGACGGUAAAAUAUUUAGUUAAUGAAAUUGAAUUAAAUGUAAACCAUAAAGAUAUAAAUGGUAUGACACCUGCUAUGUAUUGUGGGAUUUCGGAGCUAAAUCCUGUCGACAAAUUGACGUUUUUAUUAUUAAAGGGAUGUAAAUUAGAUGUAGUAGAUAACAAUAAACGUAGUUUACUACAGAUCAGUUGUAGACACGGUAUCACUGAGACGGUAAAAUAUUUAGUUAAUGAAAUCAAAUUAAAUGUAAACCAUAAAGAUAUAAAUGGUUUCACACCUGCAAUGGAUUGUACUAUAUCUAACAUAAGUCCUGUCGACAAACUGAAGUUUUUAUCAUCUAAGGGAGUUAACCUUAAUAUAGUAGAUAACAAUGAUAUUAGUUUACUAUGUCACUGUUGUGUCGCGGGUACCACUGAAACCCUUAACUAUUUGAUUAAUGUAAUCAAAUUAGAUAUAAAUUUGACUGUCGUAAUGUGUUGUUGUAUGUCUAGAAUUGAUUCAGUACAAAAAUUAAAGUUACUGUUACAAACUGGUAAUGCAUUGGUUACUGAAGGUUUGCAUAGCCGCGAAUUAUUAGAAAAAUUUUGUAAAGAUGGUACUGUAGAAACUCUGACAUUUUUGAUAAAUGAGAUGGGAUCAUACAUAGAUAUUGAUGCACUUUUAUUAGAUUGUUUCCAAACAAAUUUUCAACAGAUGGAAAAGAUUAAUUUUCUGAUAUGGAAAGGUGCUAAGAUCACAAUAUGUCGACCGUAUAAGGAGUUCUUUAAGGAUGACGUUGAUGACUGUACUUAUCUAUUACGUCAUUGAUGACUGCACUGAAAUUUGAUGAAAUUUCUUGUCAAUCAUGCUAUGGAUAUGAUGCUAAGGACAAUGUAUUGAUUUGGACUGAAAAAUCAAAUAUUCAUCUAUGUGAAAAGUUAGUUUUCCUUUUAUCUACAAUGCAGUGUAUUUUCACAGAGCUGAUGUCAUUGUAUUCUUAAAGAUAGGUUCCCAGAAAAGUAUUUAUCGGGUGGUUAUUUCCAAUAAAAGUAUGACAAUUUUUUUAUAGUAAGGGUAUUCCUUGGCAAUUGCAAUAUUUUGAGAAGGAUUUGAAGCAAAACUAUGAUCAAUUAAUUAGUUUGAAUAUGUUUUUAGUCCAAAUAUAUCAUAAAAUCACCCAGUUUGUACGCGGGAAUGUAUCUUUAAAAACAAUGUAUACGCGGGAAUGUAUCUUUAAAUACAAUGUAUACGCGGGAAUGUAUCUUUAACAAAUACAAUGUAUACGUGGGAAUGUAUCUUUAACAAAUACAAAGGUUUAGACGUUUUCGAAAUGAUAAUCUUGAUAUGUGUACCUGUGCCACACUUCCAUAAUAACAUUUUAAACUUCCAAUAAAAUAAAUAAUUCGGGUGUGAUAUCAAAGAGGAAAUAAACAAAUUAGGCUUCCAUGAAGUAUAUUUAUCCAUAGUUUAUUAUCUGUAUAUAAAACAGGCGUGAUAUCAAAGAGGAAAUAAACAAAUUAGGCUUCCAUGAAGUAUAUUUAUCCAUUGUUUAUUAUCUGUGAUAUAUGUCUAUUUUAAGUGUAUUUUUCUUUUCUUGUGUAAUUUUUAUGUACAUUUUUGUAUGAAGUAUAUUUAUCCAUUGUUUAUUAACUGUGAUAUAUGUCUAUUUUAAGUGUAUUUUUCUUUUCUUGUGUAAUUUUUAUGUACAUUUUUGUAUUACCAGUUUUUUCUGUUUUAAAUUGGUAACUAUUUACGUUUGUAUUUUAUGUGUAUUUAGUGUUGAUAUCUAUGUUUUUGUAUUUAAUUGUAAAGCGCUAUUGAGCACCAUAGUGGAAACAGCGGUAUAUAAGUGUUCUUAUAAUAAUAAUAAUAAUAAUAAUAAUAAAUUAGUCUUCCAUGAAGUAUACCUAAACGACCUAUAUAUACACUUUAUUAACAAUUUUGACACAAUUCAGAUGGAAGUGACAAUGAGGGGGAGACGGGAUCACUGAUUUUGUGCAUAACUUUGUGCAUAACUUCCAUCAACAUCACUCUAAACUCUGUUUCUCAACUUUUAAAACUUCGCCCUUCAUUUCGCAGUCGUCUCAACUGCUUCUGGCUAUGUGUCAACAAGAGUUGGGAGUUUUAUAAUAUUUUGGGGGAAUCACGAUGGCUAAGUGGAUAAGACGCUGGCUCACUAGCUUUGAGGUCAGGUGUUCGAUCCCUGCAUUGGCCGAGAAAGUUCAUCCAGAUUUUCCGGCGUGGUUCCCCCUUGUCAGUGAUGCAGGACGGAUGGCCUGGCAAGGACAGCUGUCUAGUAGUUCGGGUGGGACGAAAAACCGAGGUCCCGUGUACAUAUUGGCGUGCACGUAAAAGAUCCCUGGACAGUUGGAAUUCGAUAUAAGAGUAGGCCGUAGCGCCGCUGCCCGGGCAAAAUUUCCCUCAUAGCACACUGUAUGGCGUAUGCCUGUCUUCAUUAGCCCAGUUUAGGAGCAGAACAGUAGGACGUUAAACCCCAUUUCAUUUCAUUUUGUAUUGUAUUAUUUGUAAAUGUAUAUAAAUAUAAUUACUAUACUGUUUAUACAUAAUUAUAAUGGUGAUUCUGUGUUUAUUUCUUAACAUUAAUCAUAUUGUACAAAAUGUGACCGGUGACAGCCAAAUAAGUCGGAAGUCGGACAUGCUCAUUUAACGCUACGAUGUAAAAUAUCUACUUGAGGUUAACUUUAAAAAACAUUUUUUUUUGUGAAAUCCGAUGCUUUAACUUGUCUAUUAUUGGAGUAAUCCAGACAAAUUUAAAUAUUUAAUUGAUUUAGUGUAUAAAUUGGAUUAUUUGUAAGUAUUAUGUUUUACCCCAAGUGACUCAUUUGCCUGUCACCGGUCACAUAUAUAAAAGCAUUGUAUUAUUAUCAAUACGUGCAUUAUUAAAUACUUUACAUUCCUGGUUUAAAUAAAUAAAUUUUAAAUUCUAAAUAAAUAAUAAUGACUUAAA